AUGCAAGACACUCUCGUCUCCGACAACGGCGAGAACGGCAUCUACGUACAGGGGAAAGGAAGCAUUGCCCGAAUUUACCGCUGCAAUCUCAUCAAGAACCAGGAGAACGGGGCAGCGAACUUGUUCCUCGGAACUAUGUUCCUCUCCAAUUCCAUCCUCCAGGCUAACCGCAAGAACGGCCUACACGUGUGUGGAAAUCGAGUCUUCGUCUCUCCCUGGAAUGGGGUGAACAUCAACACAGAAGCCCAGGGGGAGGCUAACGCUGAAGCUUCCAAAUGCACCUUCAAGAACAACAUGGACAACGGAAUUCACUUCCGCGAGGCGCAAGAUACAGCGCUCUUGAGGCCCUUCAGCCCUAUCACAAACAUCGCAAGCUCCACCUCCCACGACUCGGAAAAUCUUCUCCUCCUCCAUGCCACUGACGGCAUGCGAGACUUUGAGACGCAGUCACUUUCGGAUACGAUCCACCCCGAGGACAUCCGGGCCGCGGCCAACGCAAAUGAGGAGGAGCUGGAGGAGGAGGAGGAGGAGAGUUUCAACGCAGACGAGUUGCCUGACAAGCCGACGAAAGCUAAGGUAGUGGAGGAACGGAUAUUGCGCAGCAGCCAAGACUUGGACCUCUACUGA
Molecule: messenger RNA, 627 nt
Organism: Guillardia theta CCMP2712
Lineage: Eukaryota; Cryptophyceae; Pyrenomonadales; Geminigeraceae
Exons: 8
Coding region: 1-627 (208 amino acids)
Source: RefSeq, a predicted model, not a curated record